UUCUACCUAGAAAACAGACAGGAUGUUGAGGAGGAAUUAUCUUCAAAUUAUUUUUCUCUUCUACAUCUCACUGACAUUUGGAAAUGGACUUGAAUAUCUGAAGUAUUUUAUGAAAGUACCAAACUGUGCUCCGAAAGACGGUAAAACAUUGAUGACACUUGACGUGGAUGCCUUUCACUGUUCGAAGAGUUGUUUUGAAACUUCUGCAUGUAAAUCCUUCAUGAGCAGAACGGUAAGUCCAAGCUGUAUGUUAUACGAAGAAGACUCAACAGAGAGGAUGCUAAUAAAAGAAUAUAAUACCCAUUUUUAUCAGUUGAGAAGAUCUGAGCCCACCAAAUAUAGAGACGGUAAACAAUUUGAAUAUUUUUGUGUUUAUUUCAUUCCUUGA
Octopus sinensis (East Asian common octopus) is the source of this 388-nucleotide messenger RNA. RefSeq lists its product as uncharacterized. The transcript has 3 exons. Lineage: Eukaryota; Metazoa; Mollusca; Cephalopoda; Octopoda; Octopodidae. The record is from RefSeq and is a predicted model, not a curated record. The coding region runs from base 23 to 388 and encodes 121 amino acids.